Paramuricea clavata is the source of this 1357-nucleotide messenger RNA. NCBI's taxonomy places the organism in Eukaryota, Metazoa, Cnidaria, Anthozoa, Malacalcyonacea, Plexauridae. The record is from the annotation of a GenBank genome assembly.
CAAUGCCCAAUGGACUUGGAUUACUUACCACGCGUUACGACGCGAUUAAAACGUGAUAGCGAAGAUCUGCGCGUGGUGCUGGGAAGAGCUAGAAAUAUCCGCGCAGAUAAUGAAUUCAGUUUAUACGAAGUAAAGACAGACCUCAACGACUGGCAUAAACAAAUUAAAGAAACUGACAGGAUUGUUACCGGAUGUCACGACUCUGUUAUUGAAGAAACAUUAGAAAUCACGUCCAAAAAACUAUGGCUUGGAAACUUGAUUGGGAACGAUAGCCAUUUAAUUAGGCAAUACGAAGAGAGUGUUCACCAAGCUCAAGAAGUUUUAGACAAGGCAAAUCGAGAAUAUCUUAAAUUAGAAGACCUUCACAGGAAAGCUAAGGAUGAUUUACAAAAAGCCGCAGAGAAUCGCCGUCAAUACGAUGAUAGUGAAAGGACGUAUUUGUUAGCCAUUUCUGCGUGUUUUUGUAUCGCUUUAAAGCGUUUGGACGUUAUAAAUGCACCGGAACGAGUCACACAAUGUCAAAACGAAGUAAAGAGACUUAAACUCGAGCUAGAUUCAGCUCAAAAUAGAAGAAAUAUAGCAAAUUCAGAAUUUCAACGAAUAAGAAACAUACUAAAUGAUAAAGAGAGAGAAUUAGAGUCAAACCAAUCUGCACAUAAUGCACUAGAACAAAAACUUGAAACGUUGACGCACGAAAAUAAAUUAUUAAAGGCAGCUGGUCACGAAGUGAAAGAGAUUUGCACAAAAAGCCAAAAUAUUGUGGAGAGACUGAAUGAACUCGAUUCCUUUGAUGAAAUAGCACCUUCUGUUAAUGAUAUUUUACUUCAACUAGAUGAUGUAAUAAAAUUAUAUUGACCCGGUAGCGCAUGAGUAAAUAUACCGUAUGUUAUUCGAAUUCCUUGUUUUCUACCGUAUAUACUAGCUAUCCCCCACUAUCCCUUAUUUUCGGCGCAUUUUAACUCUGAUCAGUCUUUAUACUGAUGUCAGUUCAAAAUCAGUUUAAGUUGAAAUUAUCACAAUUCGGGUCUGAGCAAACCGAAAAAGAUUUCGAGAAAGCAAUACAUUUCUAUAUAUACUUCAGGUAGAGUUCAUACACAAACCACGCCUUCUUUUGGUAGAUACUUACAGUGACUGGAUCACCACGUUUGAGAUAUCUAUUUCACGUACUUCAGACACAAACCACGGUAGCUUAUUAUUGUAGAACACUACCUAUAGUCGAAACGUCGAUUAAAAAUCAAAAUAUUAUUCAGAGUUACUGUUAUUUUGUAUUUUCUUAAUAUUAAGAGAGUUAUGCGAAAUAUGAAAACAGUCAAUCAUUGGACCUUGUCUUUUACCAGGAAUCACAUACAAUUCUUUU